AUGAAAGAAAAAAGGAUAAUUCUCCCAGUUGUUCUUUCAAUUUUGCCACUGGAUGAUGACGUAAAAACAGAUCAUGUUCGAGAUAUCUUUUUGUAUGACAUUCCAAAAAGAUGGACGGAAAUCCAAGUGGAUAAGAAGAUCAGUGACAAAACGGAAAAAUUUAUAAGAUGGUACGAUGGGAAAUUGAUGAUAAAAGAACGUAGUUAUAGAGAUAGAUGGCAAAUGUGGAAGGAUGUAUCAGAAGUAGAUAUGAAAAAGAUUGUAGAGAAUGAGUCAAAAUACUUGAAAGCUCUUACAGCAGCUUACCCUAAGAUUUCCUCGAAAGUGAUUAAAGUCCGUCCUUGUUCUUGGAAAAUUUUGACUUAUUAUAAGUUGCAACAGGAUUUAGAAAAUACACUAACUUCGGCAACAACAAAAAGGGAAAUUGGAAUUUAUCGUUUGGUUCGGUUGAAUCGGACAAUGUCCAAGAUCGGCACAGACGGACUCUUGGAGAAAAAAGAUAAGAUGAGGCAAGAAAUAAUACAUCCUUCGGUCGAACCUGAAGAAGUAGAAAAGAUUAUUAAUGAUGUCAGGGACGAUCAAAAAUCAAGUUCUCCUGGUCCAUUAUUGAUUAACUAA
This is a messenger RNA of Rhizophagus irregularis DAOM 181602=DAOM 197198, 618 nucleotides long. RefSeq lists its product as uncharacterized. Lineage: Eukaryota; Fungi; Glomeromycota; Glomeromycetes; Glomerales; Glomeraceae. The record is from RefSeq and is a predicted model, not a curated record.